UUGCUUUGCUGUGAAAUGUGCUGUAAUGUUUCUUUAUUUUUUAUUUCUUCAUAAUUAUUAAAUAAUCCCAUUUGAGAUUCGCUCCACCUUGAUUUUUGUGUGUUAUUUUGUCGUGAACGUAAUAUGUGACAGUCCUUGCAUUGACUUCCCUGGGACUCAGACUGUAUUGACACUAAUUUGUAUCUCGUAGUCAGGUUUUCCCAGUUCAACAGUUUUUUAAAAAGUGCAUGGAAUGUGAUUGCAAUGGGAUCAAGUAUGCGGUUCCAGCAGCGGCCAGGAGGUGUGGGCUCAAACGGAAGUGCAGAUCUUGUCUUGCGGGCGUCUUGCGGCUGGCGUUCACCACUGCAGUGCCUGGCACGACUCCUGCGCGAUCAGUGCAAGGCAAUCUCUUCUCACCUGGUGCCCCAGAAGUGUCAGUGUCAGCAAGCCUUCAACUGCAGGACUCUCCCUUUAUGAACAACAUGGAUGAGAUAUCAUACUGGAUCUACACAAAACGAGCCCCUUGCCUGUUGAACUACGACAACAUUGUCAAGAAGCAAGUUGAGCAAGCACAAUGCUCUACCACUAAACCACAGAGUGUGAAAAGCUGCAAAUCUCAGGAUGAACCAUCACCCCGUAAGAAAAGAAAGUUAAAACUAUUAGAUGAUGAUUCAGCAUCAACAGAGAAGCAGCAGAACAUCUACUUUAAAACUCCACAUAACCAAAAAACUGCAUUGAGCAGUUGUAAAUCAAAUGGAGAUGGCUCAGACAUUGAUUUCAAUAUUAAAACUUCAUCAGCCCAGAAGAAAUCCAAAAAAAUUAAGCUACAAAGGAAUUGUCAAACUAGAACACCUAAAAAGAAUAAAGUGGCCACUUCAACACCAAAAAUCAGAACUUUAAGGCGAAGUCUCCGAACAGCAAAACGCAAGUUGAAUAACCUAAAUUGUACUUUUCAAAUAUUAAAUGCUAGUGUUGUUAAUGGAAAACAAGAUACCGAAACAGCAGAGGAGACUAAUCAGCUUGACAAAGUGGCCACUAAUGAUGGAAGCAAGAGCAAGGUAAUGUUACCUGAGAAAGGAACCAAUGAAGUUGUAUUGAACGGUCAGUUUGAGGAUUUGAGUGAUGUCUCUGGUUUGACUGCAAACUAUAUUCGUUCUACCAAAGUGCAGUUGUCAAACCGGCCAAACAAGUUAAGGAAUCGAAACAGCAGGAACCUCUCUAAAGAAACAAAGCAGAGAGAGCAGCAUGACAAAAUGAUAAUGUGUGUAAAUAAGUCUGUUAACACUGGCUUACCAGACACUGCUGCAUUAAAUUGCAGCACCAGUUCAUCUCAAAAUGUCCUAAAAUUAGUAACAGUGCAAACUAAAGAACAACCUUCUAGGGUGAACAAGAGCACUUCCUUACUUAAAUUUAUGGAGUCAAAGUUAGAUGGCUGUAAUAUUAAUAGUAAAAUUGAUAAACAAGAAAGUAAAAAUAACUUAAAUAUUUCUUUCCAGUCCAGGAGCAGCGGUGCAUCCAGGUAUCCUAGAAGGCACAAACAAAAUACUACAAAAAUUCCUGAACCAAACUGUUCUACUAAUCUCAACAAUAACUCCAGAGCCAAUGCCACCGGAAGGAAAUACAACAUGCGUAAAGGGGCUCUUAACUUAGAUCGGAAGGAAAAUUCAGAACAAAAAGUGGUUUCCAGGGCUCGAAGCGGAAGGCGAAGAGGUUUAAAGCUUGACGUUGAGGCAUCAGAGUGUCCAGUGCUACGGUUGAAUAGUUCCACAGAGCAAGUGAGCUCCAGUCAUGCGGUGAAUGUUGCUUGUCCUAAUACUAGGAGCGCAAAGAAGACCACCACCACAUCCAGGUGCCUGCGCAGCCGAACAGUGAGGGACAAAAGUGGACCAUUGUGCAAGGACUCUGCUAGUGAGGGAAGUAAUAAAAAACUCUCUGACCAUGUGCACAGUGCCUUAGAACAAUCAACACCUAAAUGUGUUAAAAAAGUUAAAAAGACAAUGGAUAAAACUAGGCAAUCCUUGAGGGACUCUUUAAGGGACAAGAGCGGUUUUGCCGCUUGUUUCUCGGACAGUGAUAGUGACAGUGAACCGUUGAAACAACCCAAGUUUUUCUCUUAGCAUUUUAAAAGUCAUUUAUAAUAAUUUUAAGAGCCUUUGUACACAGCUGUAUAUCCACACAACUGAUAAAAAUGCGAAUAUGAUACAGUUGCAGCCUGUUUACUUAUCCAUAUGGUCACAAAUUAACUCUGCAGUGCAGCCAUUGUGCUCUAGUAGUAAAAAUGACAAGUGCAAAGGCAUGCAUAGCUUUGGGCGAAUAUAUUACUGAAAUUUUCCUCUGGUAGUUUUUGGCAUAUUCUCUCAUAUUAAUAUUGGACAUGUUUGUGGCAGUUAGGUUUGAUGCCUAUAUUCCAUGUAUUAUAAUUAUUGUGAAAUAACCAUACAACUUACACAGAUUAAUGAAUGUACAGGUGUGUGUGAUUUGUAAGUAUGGGUUAAACCAUUCUCACAUUGUGAACUCCAUUUUUUUAACCUGGCUUACAACAAACUUGUGUACUUGUGUGUCAUAAAUAGAAUGUGUGUGGGAAAAAAUAUUUCACAUGUUAAAAUGAAUAAAAACAAAUAAAUAAAAAGAAAAUUGAUUUAUGUAUGUAUCUUUUCAAUGAUUUAUACUUAUUAAUACAUACCUCACUAAAAGUGACAACAAAGGUUUACAUUACAAGACAGGUAAUAAAAAUGGUGUUCAUGUAAAUGCACAUGUGAUUUCAUAAGAGACACUUUAAAUUGUAUUUAUAAAGCUUGCUUUGAGAUAUAGAGGAUGUUUUUAUAGCUGAGGACAAGGGGUAAGUGCUGUAUAAUAUGGGUCAUAUAUUACAAAAAUGUGUUAUUAGUUAUUAGCUAUUCUGUUAACUUAUUAUAUUUAGGUGAGGAUAUGAAUGAAAAAAAAAAAUUACUGGAUGUACGAACAUAAAUAAAAUUUGUGUAUGGGGUUUGUAUUAUAAGUGCCAUUUUAAGCGACAUUAUUUAAAUUGAUUGUACCUUUGUUUGUAUGACCACAACAGUGUUGUUCGGUGUUUUAGUUAACAUUUUAAUUUUUAAUUUAGAGUAACUAUAUUAAAACUCCUGUUUAUUUUGUAUUAAA
Molecule: messenger RNA, 3117 nt
Organism: Pararge aegeria (speckled wood butterfly)
Lineage: Eukaryota; Metazoa; Arthropoda; Insecta; Lepidoptera; Nymphalidae
Product: E3 ubiquitin-protein ligase RBBP6-like
Exons: 2
Coding region: 228-2096 (622 amino acids)
Source: RefSeq, a predicted model, not a curated record